Molecule: messenger RNA, 2544 nt
Organism: Quercus lobata
Lineage: Eukaryota; Viridiplantae; Streptophyta; Magnoliopsida; Fagales; Fagaceae
Product: protein FAR1-RELATED SEQUENCE 5-like
Exons: 4
Coding region: 1013-2158 (381 amino acids)
Source: RefSeq, a predicted model, not a curated record
CUCCACUACUUUUAAGACACAUCUUUUACUCUCUUAAAAUUCUACUAUUUACAAAACUGUUCCUUCCUGUUUAUUUUUAUUUUAUUUAAGUGAUUUAGAAUUCUGAGAUUUAAUGUUAGCCGUUGAUCACAACUCACUUCAUAGGCUGUGUUUCUCUGCGGUUUGUAAUUCUGAUUUGGGUACUUAGCCAAAAUGAUGAAUAGGGUUUUUCUCACUUUUUUUUGGGUAGUAUUUGAGAAGUACUAAAUUCAACAAUGGCAGAAAAAUGAAAUUUGUUAGCAGAAAACAAAUGGGUUUUGUCAAAUUAUGAAUAUGGAUCUAAUGAGGCUUUUUUUUUUUUUUUGUAUAUAUUUUUUUUGAAAUUUUUAGGCCGGUCUUGAAUUUUUUUAUAGUAAUUUUUCUAAUUUAGUUGGAAGUUUGUCAGUGGUCUAUUUGAUUGUUAAGAAAAUGAAGGGACAGUAAACAAAAGUGAAACGAAAUGCAUGGCCUUAAUGGAUGUGUUUGGUUCCAUUUUCAGAUGUGAAAAUAGGUUUGGAGGAGAAUUUAUUUGUCUAAAGGCAAAGGGUGUAGGCUUACCUGUGAAUUGGACUAUUGGAGGAUAGGUUUUACUCCAAUCCAACAAGGAGUUUUGGGAGUGUGGCAAUUUUUGUCUUUUAACUAAGCUUGAUGAGGUAAAUGGUUAUGGUGAUUUGUUACAUAGAGGGAUGCUUUUUGGAGGAAAGUAGUGGCAUGUAAGUACGGUAUUGAUUGGGGGGGAAGGGUGUUCAAAGUUGGUCCGAGGAUGAUAUGGAGUCUGUUUAUGUUCGUUCGGGUUGGAAUUAUUUUGCUAGGUUUGUGUCUUUUUUGGCCAAUGCUCGUUUUUGGCUUGAUUGUGGUGUUGGGAUGGGGUUCUGAAGGAUGUGUUUCCCAACUCUGUUUAGCAUUGCAUAGGAUAAGGGGAUUAGUAAUGCGGACUAUUUGAGUUGGAGAGAUAGUUCCGUGGUUUGGGAUGUUGCUUUUAUGAGAUUCUUAUAUGAUUUGGAAAUUGGAAGGGAUGCUCACUUUUAUGGAACUUCCCUACUCAAUAAGAAUGAAGAGGAAUGUGGAAGAUAAGUUGUAUAAACGGCCUACUAAGAGUAGUUUAUUUGAGGUUAAGUCUUUUUAUAGAGUUCUUACUGAUGGAGGUUUCCAGACUUUUCCCUGGAAGAGUAUAUGGAGCGUCAAAAUUCCACUCAAGACUGCCUUUUUUACUUGGACUGCUGUUAUGGGUAGGGUCCUCACGAUUGAUGAUCUUUGCCAUCAUAAGGUUUGUGUGAUUGAGUGGUGUUAUUUGCGUAAGAAGGUUUGGGAGACUGUCUAUCAUUUGUUAUCCACUGUGAUUAUGCUAGUGAGCUGUGUCCCUUGUUUUCUAUCUCUACAGGGUAUAGUUUCAAUGGGUUAUGCCUCAAGGAUCAUUGAUGUGUUGGCCUGCUGGAAGGGAUGGUUCACUAGAAGGGGUUUUGGUGAUGUGUGGUGUGUGGUACCUUGGCGCCUGAUGUGGUUGAUUUGGAAGAAGUAUAACCGUAAAGGAUUUGAAGUGGAUAUGGAAGUGGAUGAUGGAAAUGGGAGAUUAGAAACUUCUGCUGCAGGGGAACAAAGUACAUGUGAUGUUGACACAAAUCAAGAACCAUAUGUGGGUAUGGAUUUUGAAUCAGAAGAAGCUGCCAGAGCAUUCUAUAAUAAGUAUGCCAAACAAGAAGGAUUUUUAACACGUGUAUUAUCAUCCCGGAAGUCUGAGCGUGAUAGGUCAAUCAUCUCCCGUGGACUUGGAUGUAGAGGGGGUUCUGUUAACCGAAAGCAAGAUGGGCAGCGAGAGGUUUGCACAGCAAUGAUUCUGUUGAAGAGAGAGAAGUCAGGGAGAUGGGUGGUUAGGAAAUUUGUGAGGGAUCACAAUCAUCCAUUGGUGGUUCAAUUGCAAAAGAGUCGUCGAAUAAUUGAUGAGAAGGACAGGAAAAUUCAGGAAUUAACUGCAGAACUGCGAGUUAAGAAGCGAUUAAGUUCAGCAUAUCGAGAACAGCUACUUAAACUAAUGAAAGAUGUUGAAGACCAUAAUGAGCACCUAAGAACAAAAGUAGAAUUAGUUUUUGACAAUUUAAGGGAGUUUGAAGCUAAAAGGAAAGAAGUUUCUGACCAUAAAUAACUUCAGCAUAUAGUGAGUCACCAACAUAGAGCUGCAUAGCUAAUUGUAUCUAUGUACUAAGCAAGCAUCUACAGGGCUCCUAUACAGAUAGUGGCAGAAUUUUUGUUGACAUAAGAGCUCACAGUGGUGUUUCUAGAUUGUUUAUUUUCAAGUAGGAAAAUGUAGCUAAUUGUAAGCCUUUGUAGUUAUGCAUAGGCGUAUUUGUAAAGAGACCUAUACAGCGGCAAAUUUCGUCAAUCUUGUUAACAUGUAGAAGUGGAAUUGAUCAUUAGAAUAAUAUACAUGUAUAAAUGUUUGGUGAUAGAAAUGAAAGACCCUGACAGGAUAUGGUAGUCGUGGUUGGAAAAGAAUAUAUCUCUUUUGACUUUGCUGCUUUUAUGGUUAAA